Funneliformis geosporum is the source of this 333-nucleotide messenger RNA. The record is from the annotation of a GenBank genome assembly. NCBI's taxonomy places the organism in Eukaryota, Fungi, Glomeromycota, Glomeromycetes, Glomerales, Glomeraceae.
AUGUGUGGAAACGAGAUUUCAAAAGCCAACUGGGAACGAAUUAUCGGUGCAUAUCUUACUAGUACUAAACAAACAGUCAUUUCUACUCAACUUAAUAUACCAAGUAAUACUCAAGAUGGAGCGUCAUGUCAUACUUCAACUUACAGUAUUUGGUGGAUGAGAACACAUAACAUUCCAAUUUUAGAUUGGGUGGCACAAAGUCCCGAUCUUUACCUGAUCGAGAAUCUGUGGAACCAUUUGGAUAGUCAAGUCAAAAAAGGAAGCCUGCCAGUGUAUAAGUCAUCAGGAAUAUCAUCAGACUAUGAUGAUAUUGGUGGUUCAGAUGCACCUUGA